AUGAUAGUGGUGUUGACAAUCAUCAGCGAGCUGAUCCGGUCUCCCAAGUUUAAGGUGCGUCAAAAUGAAUAAUAAUAGGCUUUGAAGGCAUUAAAUUUGAUUUUCAUACCUAAAUUUCAAAAAAUUUCAAAAUUUAAAAAAAAACAUUUUUUUUUAAAUUUUUGUGCUAAAAUUUUUUUUUCAUUUUUUAGGUUUAAAAAAUGGCUAUAAUGUUUCAAAAAUUCAAGAAAACGUUAAAAAUGUCAAAACCUCAUGAACCUUUGAUUUGGCUUUGAGGUUUUCAUUUCCGACACAUGUUGUUAUGUUAUAACGUUAAUGACACAUGUUCAUCACCAAAAAUAAACUUUAAAAAAAUGAUUUUUUGAAACAUUUUUUGAUCUUUUAAUCUUAGUACUAUAUAGUACUAAAAUGUUCAAAAAAUACUAUUUAGUACUAAUACAUUAUAAUAAAUAUUUGAUUAAAAAACAAUGUAACAGAACUUUUGGCGCACCCUGUACAUCAAAAAUAAUAAAGUACAAAUGUAUAGUGACAUAGUAUAUAUAAAGUAUAGGGACAUAGUAUAUAUACUAAAAAAAUAAUGUGUCAUAAGCCAUUUUGUGUUGAAAAAAAACUGUCAUAGGCUUUAUUUUGAAGCUCUCAAGUUUCAAAACACUUUCCAUGGCUAUAAAAACUUAAAAGUGCGAUCCUACUGCUCGAGUGGCAAUUUAUAGCUAUCUCAUUAGUUUUCACUCAACGUUUUUAAACUUUUUUUGAAAUUGUUGCAAAGUCUAAACUUAUUUUUGCACUUAAAAAAAUGAAACUUCCUAGUCCUAUCCUUAGCCCAGAGUCCUAGCCCAGAUCCUUAGUUCAAAGCCCAAGCUCAAGGCCCUAGCCCAGAGCCCUAGCCCAGAGCCCUAGCCCAGAGCCCUAGCCCAGAGCCCUAGCUCUAGCCCUAGCCCUAGCCCAGAGCCCUAGCCCAGAGCCCUAGCCCAGAGCCCUAGCCCAGAGCCCUAGCCCAGAGCCCUAGCCCAGAGCCCUAGCCCAGAGCCCUAGCCCAGAGCCCUAGCCCAGAGCCCUAGCCCAGAGCCCUAGCCCAGAGCCCUAGCCCAGAGCCCUAGCCCAGAGCCCUAGCCCAGAGCCCUAGCCCAGAGCCCUAGCCUAGAACUCUAGCCUAGAGCACUAGCCCAGAGCCCUAGCCUAGAACUCUAGCCUAGAGCACUAGCCCAAAACCCUAACUCAGAGCCCUAGCUCAGAGCCUUAGCCCAAGUUUUCCGCUUUAGCUCUAGUCCUGGCUUUACCUUGCUUUUCCUUACUCUCCCUUACGCUUCCCGUGUACCGACCGUACUGUGUCUGUAGCGUAUCAUGUACUAGAGUUCUAGAUCAAACUAUACUUGGUCUCCCUUGUGUCGUAUUUGCAACGUAAUGGGCGUUACAUAGCUCUAGUGAGAAAGCUGAUUUGAGCAAUGACUUUACUCUUGCUGCCUUGGCUUACCCUACCUUUUCUCACGCUUAUUUUGCCCCCCGUUCUAUGCAAAUCUCGUAUUAAUACUGUAACUUUUGCUGUUUUAGACUACAUUUUACUGCACUCUAUUGAAGAUUCUUCUACUAAAAAUGACUGUUUUUAACAAUUUCGUUUACUUUAACUUGACGCUUUUAAUCUUUUCUUACUCCGUCGUUUUACUACAAGUCUCAGAACUCACGCUGCCAUACUAUGACCAUAUAAAGUCAACAAUUUCGUUACAUAUAAUACCCAACACAGUCCAAACACAACGAUAUAACAACCAUUACAGUCCAAAAACAUCUGUACGGCUACGAUAACAUGGUUAAACGUUGAGAUACUACUAAUCAACCAAAUUGUUGUUUUUACUUUUAGUUGACAUUCUCCCUUCAAUUGUGGCCAAUAUUUUUGUUUUCGGCCGCAGCUGUGGGCAUUCCAGCCCAUUUAAAGCUCAGAAGGCUUUUGUGGUCCUAAUCACAUCAGGCUCUAAUCGAUUCGUCUGUUUCGCUUACUUUUCACAUAUCUCAUUACCCACCAAUUGUGAAGUUAGAUUUUAGGGAGGGGUGGUAAUUUGGGAAGAAGUUUUUUUUUAAUUUUUAAUUGUAAGCAUAGCCAGCAGAAAAAGAUUUUUUUACUUUUUUUUUGAGAGUACCCUACCCUACCCUACCCUACCCUACCCCACCCUACCCUACCCUACCCUACCCUACCCUACCCUACCCUACCCUACCCUACCCUACCCUACCCUACCCUACCCCCACCCUACUCUACCCUACCCUACCCUUUUUCACUUUCCUCACUUCUCCCUAUUCUGUUGUUCUAUCUUAACUUAUCUUGCCUUUCCCUACAUUGCCACGCUUUACGUUAGCCUGCCUUACCGCAAAAUACAUUAUCUUACCAUACCCUACUUCCCCCUCCCCCCCCGCCCUAUCUAGACCGUACAUAACUUGCUAUUGUCUACUCAUAACUUCACGCUGACUACGUCAGCAGACAUUUUUACCAACUCAGAGCUCUUAAUUACCCGCAUACUUUAACCUAUGUUUUAGCCAAUUAAUAAUCACGGUAGACUUGUUGAUCUUCUCAGACAAGAGUUCAGAACAGCAAAAUAGAAACAUCUUUUAGAGAGGGAAAUUUAUGAGCUUCCAUAGAUCAGUUGGUGCAUUUUUUUAAAGUUUUCGGACAAUUAGAUCUUUGAUAAUGGGAAAUUAGCGUGAUUGUAAGAUUGGUCUUUAAAACAAAUGUAAAAUACGAUGUAAUUUAAACUGGUUGAAACUCACUAUCAAUUUUUGAUUAAAAAAUUGUGUAACAGAACUUUUGGCGCACUUCGUUACAGUUUAUUUUAGGGUAAGGUGAAUAGUAUGUGUAACAGAACUUUUGGCGCACUCUGUACAUAAUUUAUAUUAGCCUAGGGUAGGGUAGAUAAUAUAUUAUUGUUUCAUUUUUGCGUUUGGUGGCGUUAUUUUGAUUAAACUUUAAAAUUUGAAUAAAACUUAACUUUUAGAAACUAUACCUAUAUCAAAGCCAUUUAUUCCUACAUUUCAUUACUUACUACAUAGUUGAUAAACUACUACACAUAGGGCUUGAUUUGUUCUAUCAGGCGCUAAUUUAUAUUGUAUUUAGUCAAAUUGAAAACUACUAACUAUGCUUAUAUAGACCUCUAUUAUAUAGAUCUUCUAAUUCGUACUGUUAUUCAUAUUUAUACAUAUUCAUACUCAUGUCUUCUUAGUACUACAAAUUUUUAGUCAGUACGUAAACUCUAUAUUGUUGUUACCUAAAAUCUUCAUAAUUUAUGGUUUACUCUAUUACGCUUAGAGAUAUAGUAAAAUUGCAAAAACUAUAGUAAACUCUAAAAACCAUCAGUAAAAUCUUCAAAAUCUUGAAAUCAAAACCCAACUAGCUCAGCUUAAAAAUGCAAACUCGAGUAGUAGGGCGUCAUCAAUCACCCUAUCGCCGCAGGCAGAAUAACGUUGGAUUGCAGAAAGUCAAACCCCUAUCCCUACAUUGUUCUCUACUCGUGUUCGUUUUUGUUUAUGCAUUUGUUGGCGGCCUCAUUUUCACUCAAAUCGAGAUCUCAGCGGCCAAGGAGCGCGAUGAGCGACUGUAUCGGCAACAGACCGAGUGUGUGGCUACGGUAGGUGGGAAUUCGUAAGAGCUGGGUUUUAUAAGAUAGUUCUGUAGGCUGUAUAAACGUAAGGCAUGGUAAAGUAGGGUAGAUCUUGGGGCAUGGCAGAUUUUAAGACUGAGUGGGGUAGCAUGGCAUACGGUAGAGUAGGCGUAAACUAAAGCAAGGUAGGGUAGGUAAAGUAUGGUACGGUAGGAUAAGGAAAAGCACGGUGAAGAAAGUUAGAGUAGAGAAUGGUAAGGUAGGGUAAAUAUUGGGGCGUGGUAGACUUUAAGCUAGAGUGGAGUAGUACGGGAUACGGGAGGAAAGGGUAGAAGUACGGUAGGGUAGGGUUGGGUAGGGUAGGGUAGGAUAGGGUAGGGUCGCGUCGGGUCGGGUAGGGUAGGGUAGGGUAGGGUAGGGUAUUGUAGGGUAGGGUAGGGUAGGGUAGGGUAGGGUAGGGUAGGGUAGGGUAGGGUAGGGUAGGGUAGGGUAGGGUAGGGUAGGGUAGGGUAGGGUAAGGUAAGGUAGGGUAGGAUAAGGUAGGGUAGGGUAGGGUAGAAUAAGUAUGAUUUUCUAUUUUCAGAAGUUAGCCCUCAGCACGGCAUCCAGCCACGCUGGGGUGAAUCGCACAGCUCAGGCCAUCGCUGAAUGCUUCAAGCAAGAAGUUGACAUCCGAUCUCAAUGGGGUUACGUAACUGGUACACUUUACGGGUUUGGCAUAGUGACGACGUUAGGUUACAAUCGAAUCGCGCCCAUCACAACAACCGGUCGAUUGUUUUGUGUAUUGUAUGGUUUGUGUGGUAUACCUGUCACUAUGAUCAUUAUUGCCAAUAUGGGACAGUACUUUAACAACUUUGCUACGAUUGUGAAGAAGAAGGUAGGGUUAAGUUUUACAGUGCAUUUGUUGUUUUGUAAAGAAAGUUCUUGCCGUUUUUUGUUUUGUAAAGAAACUACUUUGCUGUUUUUUUUUUAAACAAAGUUCUUGCGUUUUCCAAUUUGUAAUGAAAAAUUUUAAAUUUUAGAUAGUAACAUACCAAGCAAAUCGUCAACGUCGCUUAUCGGCCGCCAAGAUGGAUGAAGAUGAAGUGCCUGAAUCUAGUACGGCCAUGGUUGGAUUAGCACUGUUAGCAGCGUUCAUACUCUAUGUUGUACUAGGUGCUAUACUACUGCCUCUACUUAAUGGGGAAGUAAGUUUUUUUAGUGUACGGUUUUAUAGCAUUAAUAUAAAUGUAAAAUACGUUCUACGUUUCUUGUUUUUUUAAGGUAAUUACUGACAUAAAACACAAGUUUUAUCGUACAAAAUGUCGCCUGCAGCCUGCAGGAUCUAAAGAUCGUAAUUUUUUAUCAAAAACGACUAAAACAACCAAAAAUAAAAAAAAAUUUAAAAAACGACUAUUUUAAUACAAAUUUGAAAAAAUUUCACAAAUUUUGUAAAACAUGUUUUAUCGUAUAACUUGUCACCUCCAACCUGCGGAAUCUAAAAACCAUUUUUUUCUUAUAACAAUAUGGCUAGAACAACUAAAAGGAGUAUCAAAAACGCUAUUUUUAUCUCUUUCUUUAUAACUAUUUAAAUUAAAAAAAAUUUUUUAGUUUGAUUUCCUAAACGGCAUCUACCACAACUUUAUCUGUCUCACAGCUAUCGACUUUGGCUCAUUAGUACCGACACGAGUAGAAUUCUUACCCAUUACCUUUAUGUACGUGUGUUUUGGAUUAGCCAUGACUACCAUUGCAAUCCAGGUUGGCAGUGAAUACAUGAAGAAAUUGCAUCAUAUUGGCCAAAACUUGAAGAACGUCGCGCAUACCAAGGUCUGGUUCGGUGGUAAAACGUGA
This is a messenger RNA of Bursaphelenchus okinawaensis, 5408 nucleotides long. NCBI's taxonomy places the organism in Eukaryota, Metazoa, Nematoda, Chromadorea, Rhabditida, Aphelenchoididae. The record is from the annotation of a GenBank genome assembly.